AUGGAGGCCUCCACCACACUCGCAAACGUGACGUCGUACCUCCCGUCGCCGGCCGAUCUGUUCAUGGCGAUUCCUCGUCUGUUCUCCAAGGCCAGCUCGCUGGGAGACUUGCUGCGCUCUGGUGGGAGCGCCAUUGCGGAGCCUACCUUGGCCAAUGCCACCAACAGCACGCUCACCAUGACUGCAAGCAGAUUUGUCCAGGAAUCGGUCACUGCAGCCGUGUCCAACGCCUCCGGGCCCAGCGAGGAGAUUAGCAUGUUCCAGGCGAUUAAGAAUGUUGCCAGCUUCUUUAGCUACAUCACCUCCAAGUGGGCCAUCGCGACCUUUGCCAUAGCCGUGCUUUUGAACCGCACCCACUUCUACGCCUCGAGCCGUGUAGCCCUCCAUUUCGACCGCUUGCAUCUCCGCCUCUCGUUGUACAUAGUCCCUCUGCUCCUCUUCCUGUACCAGAUACAGAGCAUUCUCCAGGCCAUACGAUGCCAAACCUCUCCUGGCUGGUCCGAAAUGCAGUAUGGCGGCCCUGGUAGACAAUUGGAUACUGACUUUGGUGGAGAGGGUGGGUACAUGUGGCGAGCGUCCUCGUCCCUGCUCUUCUGGCAGACCACUGAGGAGUCAUGCAGAGCUGUCAACAUGUUGCCUCUGAACAGCGAGUCGACGCGUCCAGCUGGAUCGCUAAGUCUCCUGUGGCCUCUGUUCCUGUCGCUGGGCUUCGGACAGUUUGUGGAGACACUGACAUGCGCGCUUCAGGGUCGACAUCCCACGCAGGAGGUGGGCAUGACCAUCUUUGAGCAUUCACUUGCUUUUGCCGAAGCCGAAGCUGUAGUCACGAAGCCUCUGACGGUGGAUACAACACGGUUCCUCAAACCCAAGAACAUUUUCGCACCUGAUGGUACCUCCUUGGUGAUAACAAGGACUGGACUGUCGAGGAUAGCCAACGCACCACCAGAGGUUCUCGUCAUUGCUCUCAUCUCUAGCAUCAGCCACCUGACCAGUAACGUACUCGCCAUCGCGGGCGUACGUUCGAGAUAUAGGCUGAUCACGACCGCCAUAUGGGGCCUUGCAUACAUGUCAACAUUUGCGUGGAGUUUUGCUCGUCUGGCGUCCGCCAUCACGGAUCCUGACCAAUACAUUGGCAUCCUGAGAUUUCCUACAGUGUGCAUCGUAGGCUUCAUUCCUCAUCUUCUCAUCCUCGCUGGUAUUCUCCUCUGUGGUUGCAUUUAUCUUUUAGCCCUUGUCAUUACAGUUCUUUCGCCACCUCCUGGCCAGCCAGCUUCGCUCACCCUAAAAGAAAGAUUCGCUGCCGCUUAUGGUAACCUGCAUGCCAACAUACAUCUCUCCGCCAUCACACCUUUGACGAUCAACUGGAACGAAGACUUUUACACGGCAAUCUUGAAAGUAGGCUUCACUGUGUUGACAGCCGCAAGUGAAGCGGUCUUUCUUAAUGAAGGCACCAAGGUGAAUGUACACUCGAUGACUUGGCUCGAGAAGGAAAGGCUGCAGGCCAUCCUUGCUCGAAGGAGACGCUUCCGGGAGAACAUCGUCGACCUCCCUUUGGAAUUAACAAACGAAACCUUAGCGCAAGGUGUAGAAAUUACGGACAAUUUCAAUGGUGAUGCCAGAAACGCGGCGUCGACUUCUGGCUAUGCGAGAGAGCGCAAGACACGCGGGGUCCUCCCUACAUCGGAUCCUGCACGUCGAAACGACCCCACUGGACUUGGACAGCGUAGGAGUCGGUUCUUCCUGGUCUAUCACUUUUGGAGGAGUAUUGUGAAGCUUAUAGCUCUGGCGCAUGCACGAAUCAUAAUAUGGUCCCUGCGGAGAGUCCGGGUUAACUAUCGACCACGCUGGUUGCGACGCAUUGCGGGUGGACGAGGAUUUGGGAACCCCAAUGCCACAGAGCUUUACACACUAAAUGAACAGCAGACGCGCGCAACAGCAUCCUGGCUUACAUUAGACAAUCGAGACAAGGUCCGCCAGGAUGACAACUUCAACAUCGAGGAAUUCGCUGAAGAAAGACUUCGCAAGAGCGGGUUGUACACUGAAUCUGACAACGAGGAAUCCUCAAAUCGCCUAGACGAAUAUCUCUACUCCUGGUGGCGCAACGGCGGCCGCUGGAACGACAUAGACACUACCGCCGACUACAUACCCCCACAAGACGACGACACCACCAGCGUCCUCUCAUUCGCCUCCACCUCGGCCUCCAACUCUGAGUGGUCCGAUCUCGACGACGACGACGACAAUGACGAUGGCCAACGCACCCCUACCCGCCACACCUACCAACGCCGUCGCUCCAGCACCCCUCUCCCCAACGACACCCUCGACUUCACCCGGCUCUCCCAACUCCUCGACCCAAAAACAAAAGACGACCGCGAAGAAGCAAAACUGCUCGCCCGCCACCUCACAAGCAACACCAUCAUGACACGCUCACGCUACCGCGCCGCCCUCGAAAAAGAAGAAUCCCGCAUCCUCACCUCCUCACGCUACAAAAUAGACCCGGCCGCCGUGGCCAUGACCGCGGAGGAGGAAGAACAGCUGCUCGAAGACCUCAUACUCAGUAAACGCAGCGUUCCGGCUGCCAAUUCACCGCAGGCUGCAGCCGAGGGAACGAACAGCUGGGAUCAUGGCGCAGAGGGCAUGGGUGCAGAGGGCCCGCAGUGCGUCGUUUGUCAGAUGGCGCCGCGUACAGUCUUGGUGUGGCCCUGUGGCUGUUUGAGUCUGUGCGAUGAGUGCAGGGUUGGGCUCGCGAGUAAGAAUUAUACGGCCUGUGUUUGUUGUCGGACGGGGGUGGUGGCGUAUUCUAGACUCUACGUGCCGUGA
This is a messenger RNA of Plenodomus lingam JN3, 2817 nucleotides long. RefSeq lists its product as uncharacterized. Lineage: Eukaryota; Fungi; Ascomycota; Dothideomycetes; Pleosporales; Leptosphaeriaceae. Gene Ontology annotation, molecular function: ubiquitin protein ligase activity. Gene Ontology annotation, biological process: protein ubiquitination; ubiquitin-dependent protein catabolic process. The record is from RefSeq and is a predicted model, not a curated record.